CUCAGCUUGACAGAGUGAUUCAGCUGCAGAGAAACGGAGCUCAGCUUCAUCCCUGCGCAAUUUCUGAUUCUGUCCUAGAAACCAGCUGCUGGACCCGGAUCAACGCCGCAAAGGAGAUACCGGACCAGGCCGAACCGAACCGAACCCCAGCAAGCUGAUCCGAACCGAGCCGGGCUGAGCCAGGCCAGAAUAAAGACAGAGACAGACAGGCGGCUUCAUCUCCUUCUGCAGACUGAGCGGAGUCUUCCUCACCGAGUCAGCAGAGAUGAGAACAUCCUGUUGGUUCCCCUUGAUUAAACUGAUCCAGGAUCAGUGAUGUGGGCUCAGUUUCUGCAGCGAUCCAACAUGGCUGCCUCAGCGCUGACAGUGUGUGUGUUUAUCCUGCUGCUGGCCGAGAUCAGAGGUUUACAGUCGGAGGACCAAGAGGAGAGAAUCUGUGCGUUUGCCAGCAGCCUGAAGGGGGCGGAGCCUGUCUCCACCAAUGAGCUACGAGGAGAGGUUCAGGAGAACGGCACGAUACGCUGCAGUCGCGGCUCCCGCUGCUAUGGAUUGUGGGAAAGACUUGCGGACGGAGAGAUGCAGCUGCUGAAUCAAGGUUGUUGGAUGUAUGUGGGCCACCACCAGGAGUGUUAUGGUGACCGCUGCCUCCUGGUGACUAUGGCUCCAUCUCAGAUGCAGAAAGCCAGCUACCAUUUCUGCUGCUGCAGCCACGACCUCUGCAACAGUAAUUAUACUGAAGCUCCGCCCACUGCCGACACGCCCACCCUGAGGUCGAUGAGGAGGGACGACCUUAACCUCAGUCCCACAGAUCGUCAGAUGACAGCAAAGGAGGCAGCUCUCGUUGCCCUGGCAACUGUGGCUAUGGCAGCCCUCUUCAUCAUGGCGCUGUUCCUGGGAUACCGGAUGAUGAAAAGGAAGCACAAGCAUGGUCUGUCUGCUGUGAAUGCAAUGGAAGCAGCAAACUCUGACUCAGCUGUGGACCUUGAUAACCUGAAACUGCUGGAGCUGAUUGGUCGAGGUCGUUAUGGAGCGGUGUUUCGUGGCUCUCUGAAUGAGCGAUGCGUUGCUGUUAAAGUUUUCAGCUCUGCUAACCGCCCAAACUUCUCCAACGAGCGCUCCAUCUACCGACUGCCGCUGCUGCAGCAGCAUGACAACAUCGCCCGCUUCCUGGCCGCCGACGAGAAGACGACAGCCGAUGGACGACCAGAGUUUCUGAUCCUCAUGGAGUACUACCCACAUGGCUGUCUGUCUCAGUACCUGUCUGUCCACACUGUGGACUGGCUGACCUGCUGCAGGAUGGCCCACGGCAUCACCAGAGGACUCGCCUUCCUGCACACUGAACUCUACAGAGGAGACCAGUACAAGCCCCCUGUGGCCCACAGAGACCUGACCAGCAGGAACGUUUUGGUCCGAUCCGAUCUGUCCUGUGUCCUCGCCGACUUUGGCUUGUCAAUGAAGCUGACUGGAACCAGAACCUGUCGGCCCGGAGAAGAUGAAACCAUGGCCAUAUCUGAGGUGGGGACAGUUCGGUACAUGUCCCCAGAGGUUCUGGGAGGAGCACUGAACCUCAGAGACUGUGAAUCGGCUCUGAAGCAGGUGGACGUUUACGCUCUGGGUCUGCUGUACUGGGAGAGCUUCAGGAGGUGCUGUGACCUGUUCCCAGGGGAAGCCGUUCCAGAGUACCAGCUGGCGUUCCAGGUUGAAGUCGGGAAUCAUCCGAGCUUCGAGGACAUGCAGAUCCUGGUGGUCCGAGAGAAACACAGACCCAGAUUCCCAGAAGCCUGGAAGGAGAACAGCCUGGCUCUGCGGGCUCUGAAGGAGACCAUGGAGGACUGCUGGGACCAGGACGCUGAGGCUCGACUUACAGCUCAGUGUGCUGAGGAACGCCUGGCGGACCUCAUCCUGCUGAGUCCUCAUACAGCGCUGCACAACCACAGGAAUCUGACUCACAGCCGCUGGACUCCUCAAGUUGGCUCCGCCUCCUGCUACAUCGAGGAUCUCCAAGUGGGCGUGGUUAAAAAUCUCCAGGGAGACGGGCACUCGGCGUCGGUUGUCAGGACGGCCAUGAGUGGUGCAGAAGUCGGAGAGAAGAACAGGAACUGCAUCAACCAGCAGCGGCAACAGAAUAAAGCUCGUUCGGCCUCCUCAGACUGCAGCGUGAUCACCACCAGCAGCCUGAGGACAGACUCUCUCCUUUGCAGCUUCUCUGAGCUAAAUGGGGGCGCUGCACCCAGUAUUCCUGUUUGUCUACAGCUCACAGAGGAAGACCUAGAGGCCUCCAAACUGGACCCUAAACAGUUUCAGAAAAACCUGAGAGAAACUUCCCAGGAAAACUUGAUGGAACAUUCUCAGAAGCAGUUUGGAUCAGCACCACAAACCUCCAACCUGCAUCACAGCGUGGAGGUGACCAAUCAGGAAGAAGCAGGACUUUCCUUCCGCAUCCAGCCCCUCCCCAAGCAGCAGAACGUCUGCCAGAGGCCCACCAGCCUCCACCUGCUCCCCAAACCCAGCGAGUCCCGACUGAAGCUGGGAAGGCUCAGGUCCACUCACCAACAGGUGGAGACAGGUGUGGCUAAGAUGAACCAAGUUAUCCCAUCUGUGGAGGCACACCUGGUCACCACGGUUACCAACAUGAGGAGCAGCGCCGCAAAUGGGACUGAGGUCCUCUGUGCCUCCAGCAGCUACAGCUCCGGCGUUCCCGUCCUGGUGACCAAUAAGACGAGAGGAGGAGGGAGAAUCAACCCUGCAGGGCCGCAGGAGGAUGAGGGGGAUGAAGGACGAAGAGGAGGAGGAGGAGACGGGGACAGCCGACUGAACCUGAAUCUGAACUUCAGUCCUGAUGAACAUGAACCUCUGCUGAAGAGAGAACAGCUUCCUGCUGAGAGCGACCCUCCUCCUCAUCAUGGUUCAUCGAGCAGAGCGGGAGGACGAGGAUCCAACUCCAACAACAACAACAACCGCCUCCCGUUGGGCUCAGAGCUCCAUGUUCCUGCAGAGGUCUGUGUUCCUAAACCAGAAACCAGGAACAGUGAACCUCCUCCUGCAGGCUCAGUUAUUCUUUCUGGAUUAGAAAUGGUGUCAGUCCAUCCUGAGGACAGAAGUGAAGCCGCAGAUACUGAAAUAUGUCCGAAAGAAAUUAAACCUCCAACAGAAGGAGGCCUACAGGAACAGAACUCAGCUUCAGAAGCAUCAAUACCUCCUCUGAACCCAUCACUGGUAGACAUUAUAGCUACAGGAGCUCCACCUCCGGAUGUCUCCAACCUGGAAGCUAAAGAUUUGGAUCCCGCUCCUGCAGAAAGUCUGGCAUCAGAACCUGCAGAGCUGCAGAAUCAACCUUCAGAAGUUCAGACAGCAGGUCUGUUGCUCAGGCAGACUAAAACCAGGAGACCGGAGCGUCCAUGUUCCCUAGACCUGUCCUCGUCCUGCAUCUCCUCAGAUGAAGUUUCUGUGAUGGAUCACGGCAGUCUGAGCGCCACAGGUGAGAAAAUCAAGCGCCGCGUGAAGACUCCAUACACCCUGAAGAAGUGGCGUCCAGCCUCCUGGGUGGUCUCCUCAGAUAAGGAUCUGGACCUGGAGUUUGAGUUCGGCAGCGGUCAGGUCCAGGUGUCGUCUGGUCCACUCAGAGCAGGAGGUGCAGGUGUGCCUAGAAUCAACCAGUCCAAGUCCAGCAUGGCCGUGUUUCUGGUCGGAGGAGGAACCACGGCGACCACAACCUCAGAGCCGGAUCGGAUGACCCAGUUUUGAGAAGCCUGCUGCACCCAGUAGAGAUCUUUCUUUGUUUUUUUGUUGUUUUUGUUUUAAAUAAUUUAACUUUGGUUGUUGGAAACCGCAGCUAGCUACUCUGAUUUUAAAAAAAAAGAAAAAACAUCUGAGGUGGAACAAACGUGAUGGAACAGAUGCUGUACAUUUAGAGGGUAUUAUUUGUGAAACUCUUCAGAUGGAGAACACACAGCCGGUCAGACAUAUUUCAUUAUCUCCACCAUUAUGGACUGAAUUGUGUUCAGAAAGAUGAUUUAAAACAGUUGGAUAAUAAGGAGAUUCACUUUCUCUGAUGUCCAAGAGCAGCAUAAAAAAAUAUUAGUCACAUUCACACUUUAAAUGUUUGGCUGCCACUUUGGUAAGUGUCUUAAUUUGCACAUUUUUCUCAUCUUCAGUGUCUUACCAGGCCCAAAUCAAUAAGCACAAUAACAAAUCCCUCAGGAUUUCUGUACGGAAAGAGGGACUGGUUAAUUUGGGUGUGAUGUCAUUUCCUGAUCCAAAUUUUGACUUCUGAUGUAAAUCAGAUCCUUGAUCACCGGUUUAUCUUCCAGGUGUUAGUGAAGAUAUUCUGAAGUGCCCAAAUACAGGUCUUUACAUUUGUAUUUGAGUUUUCUACCCAGGAUAUAAACAUAAAAUUAUUUGUGAUAUUACAUCAAAAAGACCCUGCAGACAAGUUGACACUGGAAAGAUUUUCAGACAUAAAACUGGAUCAGAUUUAAACAAAUUAACCAACAAACACAUAAAUACCAUUAGAUUAUCAUAUAGAUGAUCAUAUCACAGAAAGGAUCAAAACCUCCCUGUUGAUGAAGUUAGAGGUAAGAGAGAGGCUUUCAUCCAAUCAUGUUUUAUUUCUUUAAGCACUUUAAGCACAGAGUUAGAGUAAUAUAUUGUGUAUGUGGUUCAGUUUUAGCACAAAGAGCAACUUAUUUAAGAAAUUCUCACUGAAACAGUAAAUGCAGCUGCUUUCUUAACCUGUUUGGAUCAAAUGGUCAACAGACUCUGGAAAAUCUAUUUUCUUUACACUUAAAAACUGGCUAGAGAGAACCAUCGAGAAGCAGGACUGAAGUCUGAAGACAGAGGAAAAAAAACGACAGACAGGUUCAGGUUUCAGCUAGGAUGACAGCAGGACUGAAUGAAAAUUAAAACAUCAGAGUUGUCGGAAGACAGAAGAACAAAUUCAAUCUUUUUGGUAAACUGGACCUUUAAACAGUCUUGUCUUGCCCCGUCAACAUUGUCUUUUCAUUGAUGAUCAAUUCAAAAACCUUUAGAGUUUAGGCCUAUUGUGAUUUUAAAUAGUUUUAGUCUGUUAAAAUUGUGAAUCCUUCAGAUUCUAGCAGAUCUCAUUUUCUAUCGUGUCAAAAAACAAACCGGUUUCCAACAGGAAGUUUUUAAUGUCCAUUUUUCUAAAGCAGGAGUUCGAUCUUUUUUAAAAUAUAUAUAUAUAUACAAAAACAGCAGAACAUGAAACAGAUUUCAUCCCGUUUCAUGUUUCCGUUGAGCUUUUUAUAACAGAAGCUCUGCAGGUGCAGGAGACUUUUUCUGCAGACUGUGGCUGUUUUUUAUAGAAAUCCCUGCAGCGAUAUGUUAGAUUUAUUUACAUUUCAUCUAUAUCAACAUUUAUGAUAUUUAUAUCAUAAAUGUGCACUUUUAGUAAAUUAGCAGCAUUUAGCAUUUAAUAAUGGUGUCAAACUGUUAUUUAAGAUCUGAAGAUGCCUUCUUAGUUCUGUUUGGUUAUUUUUGUAUUUUAUACACUUUGUACUGUUUUUAGAUGCUGGUGUGAGUGAAUGUGUGUGUAUUCUGAGAAACUGUUCCUGUCGUACUUCAUUAUGUAUGCAUCGGUGGGUCUGCUAGUAGACUGAGCUGAACUUCAGAGCCAGAUUGGUUCUUGGAGAACUGAAGCUCUUCCUUCAUCCAGGAGGAACAGGACUUAAUGAAAGAAGACUUUUUAUGGGAGCGAUGGUUAAGCAGCUCUGGGUUUACUGGUUUUAGCUCCAGGAUGUUUCCACCAGUUCAGCUGCUGCAGUCGUCAGUCAUCAUGUCCCUCCCAACUAAAAGACUCUGAAACUAAUUUUGUAACCUCCCUCUGUACAGUUCUUUCUGCUGAUGGAUGACUGCACAUUAUAAACUGAUCUUUCAUUUGCUGGAUCUUGGAAAGAAAGUUGCAUCUUCAUCUCAGUAAAUUAGAAUCUCACUGGGAAGUUUGCUUAUUUCUAUAAAAAAGUGAAACCCAUAUAUUUGUUUCAUACACAGUUAUGUGUGUAUAAAGUGUUUGUUUCUGUUCAUUUUGAUGAUUAUGACAUACAGCUAAUGAAAAGCCAAAAUUCUGUUCAAUUAAACAUAGCAUAAAGGAUUUUGUACACAGUAAUGUUAACUUACUGAAAACCAAGCCUAUUUGAGAUACAGUAAAUUAUUCAAAUUCUUGGUUUGGGCUCUUUUUGCCUUAAGUGCUGCCUCAGUGGGGUGUGGCAUGGAGACAACGGGCCUGUGGUUCUGCUCAGGAGUUAAUGCCUGAGGCCGCCAGCUUAUCUGCAUUGUUGGCUCUGUCACUUGUCUUCCUCUGCACUCUUCCUCUGAAAACUGGGACCUUGAUUUCAAAAUUCAAUGUAGAAUUUUCUUUAAUCUGAAAAAAGGGCCGAGCCAAAAUUCAGUCCUUUUCUCCUGACGUUGGUUCAGGAGUGGUUUAACACAAAGUUUUCACUCAUGACCAUAAAAAUCACAUCUGACAUCUUUAAUAAGCUUCGUUUUAUAUCCUUUCAAUGCUGUGAUUAUCAUUGUUGCUUUUCCACCUUUUAGUAGAUUUCUUUCUUCCACUACACUUUGCAUUAUCGUUCCUGGAUACAGCACUCUGAACAGACUGCUUCUUAAUCAGUUGAGCUUUUUGGCUUACUCUUGUGCAGUGACUGUCUGCUGGUCAGUCCUGAUAGAAAAAUGCAAAUAUACUUUUCUGAUGCACCAAAUUUUAGGUUUUCAUUAACUGUAAUAAUAAUCAUAGUGUUCAAAAUGAACAAAAAUAAAUGCUUGAAAUAUAUCCAUGUGUAUAGAUGAAUGUAUAGUCUCACUUUUUUAAAUUUGUGAAAUCAAGUAACUUUUCAAUGAUAUUCUACAAUAUUGAGAUGUGACUGUAACUGCCACACUGUGGUGCUAGUUAAUUCUGUAUGGAAGAGGGAAAAAAAACAUUUUAAAUAUAUAGCAGCCAAGCAGUGUGUGCUUUAAGUUUUAUUAUUAGAAAACGUUAAAAAAAAGUAAAAAUGAGGUUUUCCAGAAGUUUCUUUAUUAGCUGUUAUCUACUGAACUGAAAUCACAGUUUGCUGCUGAAUUUCCCUUUAAAGUCUUUACUGUAGCUCUCAUAUUUGUAUUUAAUAAUCCUUAUCUGCAUCUGUAGAAAUACAUUCAGAGUUAAUAUAUUCACCAAUGUAGCCUCGUGCAUGAUGCAUCAGCUCAGUAAAAUGUUUUCUGUUGUUAACGCAGUGGGUUUAAUGGGGGCUGAUUCUGGUUCAGUUCUGCUCCUGGACUGCAUCACCUGCUGGUUCUUCAUCAAAACAAACCCUUUCAGUUGCAGCAUCUUUAAAUAGCCCUCUUCUCGGUGUUUGCUGCCAUCAGCUAGGUAAAACAGCGAACAGAAGGGGCCUCUUUAAGGCUACCUGUGAUCAUGUCCUGCUUGCUGUAUGAUUGAGGACUGUGACCAUCAGUGUAAUGAUCUAGAUAUAAUCUGAUAUGUACCUACUGUGUGUCCUCUGAUGGUUCAGGGAUGUUUGAGUUGUUGAACUUGUGCGUUUUUGUGUUUUUCUGUCCAACAUGUUUCCUUCAGUGUAAAUACUCACUGUAAGCUUCCAUAGGGGCCAAGUAGCUCAGCUGUAUGCGGUUAGUGAUGUGUUCUGAGCUGCUCACAGUUAUAACAUGUUGUAACUCCUUCACUGCAUGCUGCCCAGUCCUGCACUCCAUUCUUUCCCAAGGUUCAUCCCAGCAUCUCAUAUCUUCAUGUAGAGACUGAAAUAAAAAUACUGGAGCUUUGAGUUCAUCAUGAAAUUAAAA
Molecule: messenger RNA, 7791 nt
Organism: Gambusia affinis (western mosquitofish)
Lineage: Eukaryota; Metazoa; Chordata; Actinopteri; Cyprinodontiformes; Poeciliidae
Product: bone morphogenetic protein receptor type-2-like
Exons: 19
Coding region: 316-3744 (1142 amino acids)
Biological process (GO): vasculature development; cellular response to growth factor stimulus; protein phosphorylation
Cellular component (GO): plasma membrane; signaling receptor complex
Molecular function (GO): transforming growth factor beta receptor activity; ATP binding
Source: RefSeq, a predicted model, not a curated record